This is a messenger RNA of Pygocentrus nattereri (red-bellied piranha), 5204 nucleotides long. RefSeq names its product glucagon receptor b (gene gcgrb). Gene Ontology annotation, cellular component: plasma membrane. NCBI's taxonomy places the organism in Eukaryota, Metazoa, Chordata, Actinopteri, Characiformes, Serrasalmidae. Gene Ontology annotation, biological process: cell surface receptor signaling pathway; adenylate cyclase-activating G protein-coupled receptor signaling pathway. Bases 290 to 1834 code for a protein of 514 amino acids. Gene Ontology annotation, molecular function: glucagon receptor activity; peptide hormone binding; gastric inhibitory peptide receptor activity. The transcript has 14 exons. The record is from RefSeq and is a predicted model, not a curated record.
UCUCAGCCGCGCUACAGUGCACGCGCUGCUCCGCUCUGCCGCGCGCGCGCGCGCAACGCUUCGACGCGUGAACUCCGUGGAGCUCGAGCCGCGCGUGUUGGAUUACCAUGAGUCUGCCGUGAAUCCGGGACUUUUCCUCACUGCCUGCGCCUUGGAGAGGGGGACGAUGAGCGCGAGGGUCCACAGCACACGCGCUCUUCAGGUGGUAUGGUGAGCGUUGGAGGGUGAUGAGUUGAGAGGGAGGGUCUUCCAGACCCCUCUCUCCCCACCCACCCACACAGACUGAGGCAUGUCUCUGUGUCUGCUCCUGAUCCUCUUAACACUGACCUCACACACUCAGGUGUCCUUGGCCCUGAAGGUGUUGAUGGAGCAAUGGGCGAGCUACAGGAAUGAGUGUAUUCAGAGCUUCAGGAACGCUCCACCUGUGGCAGGUUUGGUAUGUAACCGGACAUUUGAUAACUACGCCUGCUGGCCUGAUGGAUCUCCUGGCUCUGUAGUUAAUGUGUCCUGUCCGUGGUACCUGCCGUGGCAUCGGAAAGUUCAGCAGGGCCUGGUGUAUCGAGUGUGUGGUACAGAUGGCCGAUGGAGUGACAGUAAAAACACCAGCGAGUGUGAAGAGAACAACCCAGCAAUGAGAGAGUAUGGGCAGAUUCUCAGUAAAUUCAGGGCGAUGUAUACAGUGGGCUAUUCUCUAUCUCUGGCAGCUUUAAUCCUCGCACUGGGCAUCCUGGCUGCCUUCAGGAAGUUGCAUUGCAUGAGGAACAACAUCCAUAUGAAUCUGUUUGCCUCCUUCAUCCUGCGUGCUGUGUCCAUCCUGGUGAAAGAUGCACUACUGGACAUGAUCAAUACUGCCCACAUAGGACAUUUCCACUAUCAGAGCCAGAGCUGGGCCAAUGUAAAGAUGGUUGCUGGGUGUCGUGCUGCCAUGGUGAUGAUGCAGUACAGUGUUAUUGCCAAUAACUAUUGGCUGCUGGUGGAGGGUUUAUACCUACACAGCCUUCUAUCCAUAACUGUGUUCUCAGAGAGGAACUACUUCUACAUAUACCUCUGCAUUGGCUGGGGUGCUCCAGUAAUAUUUGUGUUGCCAUGGGUGACAGUCAAAUACCUGUACGAGAAUGAGCAGUGCUGGGAGAGGAACGUAAACAUGGGCUACUGGUGGAUAAUCCGCUCACCCAUUCUGUUUGCUUAUCUGAUUAAUUUCUUUAUAUUUAUUAGAAUCAUAAAGAUCUUGAUGUCCAAACUUAAGGCUCAUCAGAUGAGGUACACAGACUAUAAGUUCAGAUUGGCUAAGUCCACCCUGACCCUCAUUCCACUGUUGGGGAUUCACGCUAUCCUCUUCACCUUCGUCAUCGACGAGUCCGUCUCCAAAGAGUCUCUGCUGCGGCUCAUUCGGCUCUUCUACGACUUGCUCUUCAGCUCCUUCCAGGGUCUGCUGGUGGCCAUUUUGUACUGCUUUGUCAACAAAGAGGUCCAGAAUGAGAUGUUGAAGCGAUGGAGAAGGUGGAAGUUAGGGAAAGAUAUUGAGGAAGAGUACCGACACACCCACAGCCAAACUCCCCAUCCGAAGAGUGGCAGCACAGUCAUGCCUUUGCCCCCAGACCGCUCGGAUACCCCAGAGCCCCAGGAAUCAGCCCCACCUUCUGAAGAGAGCAGGCGACUUGUGAUCAGCUACCACCGCAAUGGCACAGGUGUAGGCCCAGGGAGAGGGAGGGUGGGCCUAUGCUUGGCCUCUGAGCGUCAUGAAGGUGCCAGUAACUGCAGCUCUUUAACGGAGGACAUUUGUUUGGAGGAGCGCCUGAACUGUCCAACCGGGGUGGAUGAGUGCGACAUCUGAGGGAACCAGAACCCUGAUCACUUCCUGCGAUGGACUUGUGCGAUCCUGAGAUGAUGAAUCCCAAAUUUGAGAUGAAAGCAUGGAUGAACAGGCAGUGUCCCAUCUAAGAGUUGAUUUUAGGACUAUCAAAUCUUGAGGUCUUUCAGGAGACUGUAAAAUGGCAUAGUGGAAGAGCAGUGGAACUAAAACAGAGAUUGUCCUCCUGCUUGUAGGCAAACUGUUGUUCAGUGGGGCAAGAAUGGUGGAUAUACCAUCAAGACACUUCCAUCUGUGCUAUUUCAUUUGGCUGUAAAGGACCAAAAGCUGAUCUCUGUUGCGUUUACAACUCAGAGAGCUACCAGUUUCCUGGUGGUUGUUGAGUUCGUCCCUUGCUGGAUACCACACUACUGUAAAAGAGACUGCACCACAAAAAAGUAUGGGUUUCAAAAUGUUUAUUUUGUUUGUUUUUUUAACAUGCCCUCUCCGAAUUUCAACUGCAUUGCAAUUGUACUCGGCUAGGUUUAUCUCAGCUAGCCAUGCAAAUAUUGAAAUGCAAGACAAUAUUACAAAGUUUGAACACGCCAUGCAUACAAUUUGUGGGUAAUUGCUUUGUUUUGGUGUAUUGCCUUACUUUUUGUUGUUGCCAGCUGUGUAGCUCUUAGCAUGCUAACUAGCAAGCUAGCAGAGUAAAGAAUUAAGCUAUAUUGGUGGUUGAGUAUAACAAACGGAGUAGUCCGCAAUCUUAAUCCCAAUCUGAAUAUUAUGGCUUUGAAGUAAUAAGCAUUUUAAAGUAGUUCACUGCUAUAGUUAAAAACAGCUUCAGCUCUUAAGGCAACACUUAUGUCCAACUGACGCCUCACCCCGAGGGCUCAUCUAAUAAACUUCAUUUGACCCAGUACAGUGUUCGAACAGCCUUCAAGAUUGUGUCUGGGAUCCUGCAGAGGAAAAAUGCCGAGGUCAAGUGGACAAGGUUAAAUCUCAAAUGGGCAGUGUUAUUCUUAUAGAUACACCAAGGAAGUGCCAGUAGCUGUUUUCACAUGGGGUUGUUUUAACAGGAAGGGAGUUGCCCAAAGUUUUUUUCACAGUUCUGAAAAAGUUUGUAGGUUCGAAAUGCUUUGAAUGCGAUCUGGUGUAGGACAAGCUUCAAUUUAACUUUUGCCCACUCACCAUCCAAAAUGCGUCACACAUAGAAGCAGGUAAAAUCCAGCCAUGAGUCAGCACUGGCUUUGUGGUUUCAUUCAGUUGUUAAUGUAACUAAUGGAUUUAAAAAUGAACAAGGUUCAUUUUUUAGCUUCAAGGUUUUUGGCUUCUCAUUAUGACAGUCUCCAGCUCUUGGGUCUCCUGACUAUGGCCCAAAGUUUCAUAAGCCAAAGCCUUUCUGUUGUACAAACACGGAAAGAUUUAGCCUCAAGCGAGCACCUGGCAGCACUGAAAAAUCUCAUAAUAAUGUUACAACUGAUGAGCGUUUGUGAGUCUACACGCAAAUUCGCACAGGCACACGCUCUAUCAUUCCUCUACAGUGCCAUUCCAGGCCUGAGAUUACCCAGGAUGGGAGAAAUGUUCUUGAGAGAAUCUGAACUCGACUGAGAGUUGUAAACGCUGCCUUUACUGGCAUCCACUGGGGUUCUUCUUCCAAAUCAAGAAGCCUCUGGGGCUGAUUAAGGGCCUAGAGUAGUGCGACUGCUGUGUGGGAACAGCAUUCCAGAUACUGCAGGGAAUGCAUGAUGUGGAAAAUUACAUGCUUUGCCAUUUGUGACUAUGAAGACAUUUGGGUGUAGCGUUGCGAUAGUUCUGCGAAAAAUCAAAUGUACACUAUUGUGUCUUUAUUCCAAAUGUGGUUGAACAGCCAAGACAUGCUUUGUAGUUCUACAAUGCAACUAACAAAUAAUGGAAGCUUAUGCACACCAAUUAGCUUGGUGAUAACCACAAGCCUGAAUCCUUACUUUCUUCUCUUAAGAUCUGAGUUGUUAAGUAAUGCUCUAGACUUGCUUCUGUAGUUUCUAUAAAGGUUCUAUUCCAGUUUGAGGGUUCUUUUGUGAACUCUUACUUUAUAUGGAGGUUCUUUACAAUCACACAAAAUGGUUCUAUAAGGAACGAACAAUUAAAAGGUCCCAAUAAAAACAGCCAAUCCAGGUAGUGAAGGCUUUCGGUGACAUCUGAAUGUUAGAGUACGUUAGAUCUGAACUUUCCAGGGUGGUAGAUCCCUAAAAUCAGGAUUCGGCAUUGCUAGGAAAGGAACUCUAAGUUUGUAGUCAUAUGUUUUUACAAACUUUGGAUGUUUUAAUUACAGAGUAACACAGAUAUAUGUACUCAAGAUAAGUAAGCCAUGCAAACACAACCGUUCAAAACUUUGAAUUAGGCUCCCGAGCGGCACAACCAUCUAAGCAUUGGCCAUAUCAUCGGGGGGUUUGAUCCUUGGUGAAGCCAUCUGUAGCUGGAGGUCCGAGAGACCAUAAUUGGCCUCUGUUAGCUGACAUAACAGAACUAGCAGUUGGUGCUUUCCUCCAAGUGUGUUCAGCUGUCUAAUGAUGUUGCAUUAGCUGUUCGAAAAGAUGCAGCGACUCACUUCCCAGGACUCAGAGGAAGCCUGUGCUAGCCUUGCCUUCGCCCUCCUAGCACUGGUAGAAUCAUGUGAUUGUUGGGGGGGUGUUAACUAGGGGGUGGAAUUGGACUUAAUUAGGGAAAAAACUGGAAAAAAAUACUUUGAAUUCACUUGUCAUCAUUUUUUUUCAACAUGAUGACUACAAAAUUAUAUACUUCAAAUAUUUGUUAGUAAUAUUCAUUAUCAAAGUGUUCAAAUGUGGGGAAAUUGGGAUGGAGAUCGGUUAGAAGACAUGUUAUACUCGUUAUACCUUUCCAGAUAUCACUUCAUCACCGGUGUACAGUCACCUAUAAAAUUUGGUCAGUACAUGGCAGAGCUAACAGUUUUAGCAGCUAUAUUGGAGCCUGAAUUUUGUAGAAGAAAACAAAAUAAUAAUGAAACAAACCACCAAAAUGUCCUGUCAAGCCAAUGACAUUUGGAGUAUAGAACAAAACCCGUAAAUUAUUUCGAUUUUUUUUUUCUUUGUCAAACUUUAACUUUCCACUGUGUUCCUGUUUAUAUUGCAUUGUGUGUAAUUUUGCCAAAAGUAUUUAUUCUUGCUGACGAUGUUUCCUGUGUGAUUGAGCCAACAUUGAGUCUGCUUUAUUUUCUGAAUGUACAGUAGUGGUUUAUGUGGACAAGGGAAAGCCUGGCGAAAGGCCUUUUAAGCUAUUGGGGUUGUGCUAAUGCUCUCAGAGUCUUAUGUAUAUACCUAUUUGAGGAAAAGAAAGAAAAGAACUGUUCUGUGUUUUGUUUUGUAGAUGAGAACCUGAAAAGAAAAGAUUAUAAAACAUUACUGACUGAACCAAA